Molecule: messenger RNA, 3841 nt
Organism: Candoia aspera
Lineage: Eukaryota; Metazoa; Chordata; Lepidosauria; Squamata; Candoiidae
Gene: TUBGCP3
Product: tubulin gamma complex component 3
Exons: 22
Coding region: 192-2897 (901 amino acids)
Biological process (GO): microtubule nucleation; mitotic cell cycle; meiotic cell cycle
Cellular component (GO): centrosome; equatorial microtubule organizing center; gamma-tubulin complex
Molecular function (GO): microtubule minus-end binding; gamma-tubulin binding
Source: RefSeq, a predicted model, not a curated record
CUACGUUUGAAAACCGUUUCUUCUCUUUUCUUUUCCUCCCCUUUCCCUCUCCCUUCGGCGGGUUUGAUUAAAAUGGCGCCCUAAGGCACGGUCCAGUCAAGCACCGGGUUGGGCGGCCCGGGGAGUGGCCCCGCGAAGACGGAGGGAGGGAGGGCGCGCUCCUCGCCCCCGCUCCCCCUCCGCGCGCGAGGAUGGCGAGCCCGGACCAGAAGUCCCCCAACGUUCUGCUGCAGAAUCUCUGCUGCCGCAUCCUGGGCAAGGGCGAAGCUGAUGUAGCUCAGCAGUUUCAGUAUGCAGUGCGAGUCAUUGGAAGUAACUUUGCCCCUACAGUUGAGAGAGAUGAAUUUCUUGUGGCAGAAAAAAUUAAAAAAGAACUUGUGCGCCAAGGAAGAGAAGAAAAUGCUGCUGUAUUUUCAGAGCUCUACAGAAAACUUUACUCACAGGGCGUUUUGAAAAACAGAUGGUCAAUCCUCUACCUCCUGCUUAGUCUCAGCGAAGAUCCGCGUAAGCAGUCAAACAAGGUUUCAAAUUUUGCAACCCUAUUUGCUCAAGCUCUGCCACGGGAUGCUCACUCAACUCCUUACUACUAUGCUCGGCCUCAGAGCCUUCCUUUGAAUUACCAAGACCGGAAUGUCCAGCCUGGCAGUAUGGGGAGCAGUGGGAUUAGUAGUAUAGGGAUGUAUGCCCCGAAUGGGCCGACUCCACCGACCUUUCUUCCAGGACAAUCCUAUCAACGUACAGGAGUGGGAGAUUGCCUCCGACAACAGCUGGGGACACGGCUUGCUUGGACGUUAACUGCAGGCCAGCCUACAUUACAGAAUUCUACCUCAAAAGGCCUUUCAGCCACUGUUUCACGUAAUCAGCCAAGAUCAAGGCGGGAGGGUGACAUAACUGGAUCUGUUGAAAUAACCGAGGCAUACCUUGUGAGAGACAUUUUAUAUGUCUUCCAGGGAAUCGAUGGCAAAAUCAUUAAGAUGUUUAAUUCAGAAAACUGUUACAAAGUAGAUGCAAAGGCAAAUCUUUCUAAGUCUCUCAGAGACACCACAAGCCGGCUCGCUGAGUUAGGAUGGCUGCAUAAUAAAAUAAGAAAGUAUACCGACCAGAGGAGCAUGGACCGUGCAUUUGGACUGGUGGGUCAGAGUUUUUGUGCUGCCUUAAACCAAGAACUUAAAGAAUACUACAGAUUAUUGUCGGUUUUACACUCACAGUUGCAGGUAGAAGAUGAUCAGGGUGUGAAUUUGGGGAUUGAAAGCAGUUUAACGCUUCGCCGUCUGUUAGUCUGGACAUACGAUCCUAAAAUAAGAUUAAAAACUCUUGCAGCCCUUGUUGAUCACUGUCAAGGAAGAAAAGGAGGUGAGCUUGCAUCAGCUGUUCAUGCCUAUAGUAAAACAGGUGAUCCCUACAUGAGAUCCCUGGUGCAACAUAUUCUUGGCCUUGUGUCACAUCCCAUCCUGAAUUUUCUUUAUCGUUGGAUUUAUGAUGGAGAACUGGAGGACACAUACCAUGAAUUCUUUGUAGCUUCAGAUCCUACAGUGAAAACAGAUCGGUUGUGGCAUGACAAAUAUACAUUGAGAAAAUCAAUGAUUCCUUCUUUUAUUACGAUGGAUCACUCCAGAAAGGUUCUCCUAAUAGGAAAAUCCAUAAACUUCUUGCAUCAAGUUUGUCAUGACCAAAGUCCAUCAUCAAAGAUGAUAGCUGUGGCCAGAUCUGCAGAAUCUCCAAAAGAUGCUGCUGAAAUGUUCACAGAUUUGGAAAAUGCAUUUCAGGGAAAAAUAGAUGCUGCGUAUUUUGAGACCAGCAAAUACUUGCUAGAUGUGCUCAAUAAAAAGUACAAUUUACUGGAGCAUAUGCAGGCCAUGAGACGUUAUUUGCUACUUGGUCAAGGAGAUUUUAUCAGACAUUUAAUGGACUUGCUAAAGCCAGAACUUGCGAGACCAGCUACAACCUUGUAUCAGCAUAAUCUGACAGGAAUCCUUGAAACAGCGGUCAGGGCAACUAAUGCACAGUUUGAUAAUCCUGAGAUCCUCAAACGCUUGGAUGUUAGACUUUUGGAGGUGUCUCCAGGUGAUACAGGUUGGGAUGUUUUCAGUUUAGACUAUCACGUUGAUGGGCCAAUUGCAACGAUGUUUACACGAGAGUGCAUGAGCCACUAUCUGAGAGUGUUUAACUUCCUAUGGAGGGCAAAACGGAUGGAAUAUAUUCUAACAGACAUAUGGAAAGGACAUAUGUGCAAUGCAAAGCUUCUAAAAAAUAUGCCUGAGCUUUCUGGGGUGCUGCAUCAGUGUCACGUCUUGGCAUCAGAAAUGGUCCAUUUCAUUCAUCAAAUGCAGUAUUAUAUUACAUUUGAGGUGCUGGAGUGUUCAUGGGACGAACUGUGGAACAAGGUCCAACAAGCUCAGGACCUAGACCACAUCAUUGCAGCUCACGAAGUUUUCCUAGACACCAUCAUAUCUCGCUGUUUGCUGGACACUGAUUCAAGAAUGCUUCUCAACCAGCUUCGAGCUGUCUUUGAUCAGAUUCUUGAAUUUCAAAAUGUGCAAGACUCAAUGUACCGAGCCGCCUUAGAGGAGUUGCAGCUACGGUUGCAGUUUGAAGAAAGAAAAAAGGAGCGAGAACUUGAGGGUGAAUGGGGAGUAACAGCUUCAGAACAAGAAGGAGAGAUGAAAAGGAUGAAAGAAUUUGAAGACUCAAUACCGAAAAUGUGCUCACAGUUGCGACUACUUACUCAUUUCUAUCAGGGCAUUGUACAGCAGUUCUUGGUGCUCCUGACCACCAGUUCUGAUGAAAGCCUCCGAUUUCUUAGCUUUAGACUGGAUUUCAAUGAACAUUAUAAAGCCAGAGAACCGAGGCUUCGGGUAUCUUUGGGCACUAGAGGGCGGCGUAAUUCACACACAUAAUUUUUUCUGCAGCAAACAUAACCAGGAUCACUCAAAGUAUAACUGUUGUUGGAUGUGGCAGUGAUGGUUGACAGUCUGAAACCAAAUGGCAUGCAAUAGUGUUUGUCAUUCUUGGAAGCAACCUGUUUUCAGUCAUGUGGUUGUGCGACACCGGUAGAGAAAGCAAGAAAGUUUCCCUUCUGUGUUUAAUAAGUGAUACAACUAAAUGGGUUUAAAUUGUUCCAUUUUUGUUAAGAUAUUGAAAAAUCACUAUAUUUUGUUGGGAGCUCCUGAAGCACUUUCCACUGUAAUUUUAUAUUCGUCUUUAGGACGUCAUUUCAACUUAAGCACCGUUUCCAGGUUUCUAUUUGAACUUGGAAGCCAGUUUUGUGAAAAUUUGCCACAUUAGAUACUGGUCAUGAAAUAUGUAUCCAAGGUGUUUUUUUUUUUAGUAUUGUGGGGAAAAUAUGUCACUUAAAAUUACUUGCAUUAAUAUUUUCAGCAUUUUCAAAGCAAUGAUUUAUUUUUCCAGAAAAUUUUUAACUGCUUAUACAGAAACAUAUUAGAAACAUAACACACAGAUAUCCUAAAAUAAAAUUAAGAAUUCAGUGCUCUCAAGUAAUUAAACUUGUAAAUAUGAAAUAGAUGUGAAUGAAGUAUUUUGUGUUCAAAUCGGAUGUAUUCAAAAUUACUUUGGAUAUUGAAGACUACUUAUUUCUCUUUCCUUGCCUAUUUUUUCAUUGUAAAUAUUUAUAUAUUGCUGUCCAAAUAUUACAGGGAAACAUUUUUGUAAAGAAGCCACUAUAUAUCAAGUCAUUCAAUUAUCCAUUUGUUAUAUUCACAGGUAGAAUAAUACCUUAGAAAAUAAACACAAUUAUCUUUCAAACAUUUUAUCUGUUUCUUCUAACUGGAAAAGUGCCUGUUCUUGAAAGGAAAUAAUUAUAUAAUAAAAUUAGUUUUGAAUG